UCCAACAACACUACAAUGAAUGUCUUUUUGCUCCUCAGCCUCUCAGCUCUGGUCUGCUGGGCUUCAGCUGAUAUUCGUUGUCAUUCCUGCUACAAGUUCCCUAUGGUUGGCUGUAUGGAUCGAAAAUCCUGUAAAUUGGCAGAUGGACACCAGUGUAUGACCACAGAUGCUUAUCUAGGUAGGAUGUGGAUUUACUCCAACUAUGACUGUGGUUCAGAGAAAAAACCCUGCAGACCGGGUAUUAACAAGACCAAUGAGAUAACCUACAACACCACUUGCUGCAGUAGAGACUCCUGCAACAGUGCACCCCGUCCUUCUCCAAUGCAGAACCUCAGCUUCCUCAGCCUUUUUGCUGGCCUUGGCAUCUGGCUCCUACACUGAAACUCCCCAGAGUUUGCCCAGCUUCAGAUCCCAUUCUCACUUAAUUCUGUUCUUAGCUCCUUCCUAUCCCUGCUUCCAUUAGAGUCCCUUCCUGCAUUCUAGGGUUGUGGAAAUAGCACUGAAUUUGGAGUGAGAAGUCCUGGUUCUCUUAACAAUGGUGUGUUGUUGGACAAGUUAUUUGGACUCUCAGGGCCUCGGGCUCCUUUGUAAAAGUGAGAGGGCAGGACUAGGUAAUUUCUAACUUUCCCAUCUUUAAAUGCUAUGAUUCAUGUAGUUCCAUUAAUGACCUUUCUUUGGACUCCUUUCUUUCAUGAGUUUUCUAAUUUUUUUCUCAUGGUCAGGGAACUGUAGAAUGUUAAAGCUGUAAUGGCUCUUAGGGAUUAUCUCGAAUCAAGGAAUUCAGGCUAUCCUUUCUUCUAUUAUAGUAUGCCUCCCAGAUCUUCCCCAGUUUCCCAGAAUUGUCUCUCUCCAAUUUCUUACCUCCCCCCUCACCUACCUCCAUUCAUCUACCUAGGACUCUUCCCCACCAGGGUUUCUUCAGGAGGGAAGCUGAAGUCUGGAUCUGAAGUGGGAGUUCUUAUACAGUCCUCAAUAUAGGUUCCAGGAGGCAUGUGAUGACCCUUCUUGGUAGGGUCUGAUUCCCUGAACCCUGGCAACAGGUACUACUCCCUUAACCUCACUCUAGCCCAGCUCCCUUGGAAUAAAUGUCUAUUUCAAA
This is a messenger RNA of Gracilinanus agilis (Agile Gracile Mouse Opossum), 1099 nucleotides long. It is a transcript of the gene LY6G6C, whose product is annotated as lymphocyte antigen 6 family member G6C. The transcript has 3 exons. Gene Ontology annotation, cellular component: external side of plasma membrane; protein-containing complex. Lineage: Eukaryota; Metazoa; Chordata; Mammalia; Didelphimorphia; Didelphidae. The coding region runs from base 16 to 381 and encodes 121 amino acids. The record is from RefSeq and is a predicted model, not a curated record.